GCAGAAAACGAAGACCUCUGGGCGAAUAUAGCAAGUGGCCAAACGCUCAAACACAAAUGUUAAGAAUGGUCAGCAAGGCUGCUUUUAGGAACUAACAAGGAAUUUCUAGAGCUGCCCAGCUACAGCAGCCUAGAAAAGUGUUCCUUAAAGAGAUACCCAAGGAGAAAGAGUGUUCAUAGAUUUCUCCCAGGUCAGUCCUGAGUUCGUCUAGAUUUCUGGAUUUCCCAAGAAAAUAAGUUUGUUUCUCUGCUCUUUUUUGACUCUAGCCAUGGUGAAAAUUCAGGACAGCCUUUAGGCUGCAAUCCUACACAUUCACCUUGGAGCAGGUAGCCUUUAACUUGUUGUUGUUUAGUCGUUUAGUUGUAUCCGACUCUUCAUGACCCCAUGGACCAGAGCACGCCAGGCACUCCUGUCUUCCACUGCCUCCCGCAGUUUGGUCAAACUCAUGCUGGUAACCUCAAAAACACUAUCCAACCAUCUCGUCCUCUGUCGCUCCCUUCUCCUUGUGCCCUCCAUCUUUCCCAACAUCAGGGUCUUUUCCAGGGAGUCUUCUCUUCUCAUGAGGUGGCCAAAGUAUUGGAGCCUCAGCUUCUGGAUCUGUCCUUCCAGUGAGCACUCAGGGCUGAUUUUCUUCAGAAUGGAUGCGUUUGAUCUUCUUGCAGUCCAUGGGACUCUCAAGAGUCUCCUCCAGCACCAUAAUUCAAAAGCAUCAAUUCUUCGGCGAUCAGUCUUCUUUAUGGUCAGCUCUCACUUCCAUACAUCACUACUGGGAAAACCAUGGCUUUAACUAUACGGACCUUUGUUGGCAAGCCUUUAACUAAAUAGGACUAACUUCUGAGUAGGCCUUCAUAGGAUUGUAGUAUUAGUAUAUUUGUAAUAAAUAAUCGGCAAUAUCUCCUAAAUCUUCGCGUAUGUAAAUAAACAGGGGUGCACAGCUAUACACACAUAGGCUGGCGGUCGGCUUGUUGUCUAAUCUAGGUUGACUGGGCCUCACCUCUUAGCAACUACGACCUGGUUUGCACAUAACAGUAAACCCUGGUUUAAAUCAACCUUAGUGAGUGAGUCUUACAUGUGAAUCCAGGCCAGCAUCUCAACUAUGGUUUAUUCAUUAUGGUUUGUUAAGGAAAAUAAGAAUCAAAUAAAUGUAGAAUUGGAGGGACCACUAGGAUCACCUAAUCCAACCCCCUGCAAUGCAGAAAUCUCUUACCCAACAUGGGCUUGAACUCAAAACCCUGGAAUUCAGAGUCUCAAGCUCUACCAACUGAGCUAUCUCAGAAGCUUGUUGUCGCCUUACUUGAUCUCAGCUAUGGGUUUAUAUGUGAACCUGGAUUAUGUCACACCAGGCAAAUAUGGUUUUAUGCUUCCUGUGACACGGGAGGACAACUCACAUUUCAGAUUCUCAGGACGGCCCCGUUCCGUGGACAUGGUUCCUUAACCAUGAUCAUUCCUAAGAACAGAUCCCAGAAGCAAGAACAGUCCUGCAACAACAUCAAGAGUGACAAAACAACCGUGGGCUUCCUGCUUGCUAGCUCCCUGAAGCCAUCUGGCUGAGCUCUGAAGAAACAGGAAGCUGGAGUAGAUGGGCCUUUUGGUCUGAUGCAGAGGGCUGUUCUUAUGUUCCUACAUAAUGGAGGCAUAAGCAUUUGUCAAAAGAAUGAGUUGGCCGGUGAAGACGAACUCUAGGGGGAGAGAGCCAUCCCUUUGUCAAGCGAAAUACUCCCCUCAGAAGAGUAUUUUCAGCGACCAAUCUCAAGUCCUCAGCCUUUGGGUCAAGAUAUGCUCGAAAUGGUAAAUAAACAGCUUGCCUCAGCUCACAGCCUCCACCAUGGCUUUAUUAAAAAAACAUCAUGUAAUAAUUAUAGAUUCUUUCCUUAAGGUUCUGUGAUUAAUGGGAGUAAUUGACUCACUAAGAGGCCCCUGAUGUAACAGCAGGCUCCAAGACUAGGCAGCUCAAAUGAAGAUCAGGUUGUUUUUCCUACUUUUGCUGACAUGGAAAUAGGAAGAUUAUUAUUAUUAUUUUGCAGCACUUGAGUGACGAUACAAGAUUUUAUUACUUUUUUUUUUUCUUAGGAACAUAGGAAGCUGCUUUAUUCUGAGUCAGGUCACCAUUGGUCCAGCAAUUACCUACGUGGUUUGGCUCCAGGUCUCCGAGAUUUCAGACAGGGGAAUGCCAAUCACUGAACCUGGAGGCCACUUUUGCCCCCCCCCCCCAUGUAUACAAAACAUGAAAUCAUCAUGUUUUAAUCCCCAAUUAACACACCGUCAGGAAACAACAACAGACUCUGCUGCAAACAAAAUAAGAGCCUACUGGAUCAGGCCAAUCUUAGCGCAGCAUCCUGUUGUCACAGUUGUCACCUAGGUCCCUGUAGGACAGUGUUUCCCAACCUUGGGCCUCCAGCUGUUUUCGAACUACAAUUCCCAUCAUCCCUGACCACUGGUCUUGCUAGCUGAGGAUUAUGGGAGUUGUAGUCCAAAAACAGCUGGAGGCCCAAGGUUGGGAAAUGCUGCUGUAGGAAACCCACAGGAUCCAAGCUCAAGAGCCCUCUCCCCUCUUGUGGUUUCCAGCAACUGGCAUUCAGACGCAUUGCAGCCCAAGACCAAUGAGGCAGAGCAUAGUCAUCAUGGCUAGUAGCCAUUGAUAGCUUCCCGCCCCCGAAUUUGUCCAUACCUCUCUUAAAGGUAAAGGGACCCCUGACCAUUAGGUCCAGUCAUGGCCGACUCUGGGGUUGCGGCGCUCAUCUCGCUUUAUUGGCCAAGGGAGCCGGCGUACAGCUUCCGGGUCAUGUGACCAGCAUGACUAAGCCACUUCUGGCAAACCAGAGCAGCGCACAGAAACGCCGUUUACCUUCCCGCCGGAGCAGUACUUGCACUUUGACAUGCUUUCAAACUGCUAGGUUGGCAGGAGCAGGGACCGAGCAACGAGCGGGGAUUCGAACCACCCACCUUCUGAUCCUAGGCUCUGUGGUUUAACCCACAGAGCCACCCGCAUCCCUCUCUUAGUCACUGCCUCCUGUGGGAGCAGGUCCCGUGGUUCAGUUACGUGCUGCUGAAAUGUAAACAAAAUACAAACUUUUCCCCAAGGCCAAAGAUGCCUCGUGUCAAUAUCAGUAAUUUAUGAAUAAUAAUAAUAAUAAUUUAUUAUUUAUACCCCGCCCAUCCUGCUGGGUUUCCCCAGCCACUCUGGGUGGCUUCCAACCAAAUAUUAAAAACAAUACAGCAUCAGACAUUAAAAACUUACCUAAACAGGGCCGCCUUCAGUUGUCUUUUAAAAGUAAAAUAGUUGUUUAUUGCCUUGACAUCUGCUGGAAGGGCGUUCCACAGGGCAGGUGCCACUACCGAGAAGGCCCUCUGCCUGGUUCCCUGUAACCUCACUUCUCACAGCGAGGGAACUGCCAGAAGAAGGCCCUCGGAGCUGGAUGAUGGGGGUGGAGAUGCUCCUUCAGGUAUACUGGACUUCAGAUACCGUAUUUUUCGCCCUAUAGGAUGCAGUUUUCCCCCUCCAAAAAUGAAGGGGAAAUGUGUGUGCAUCCUAUGGGGCGAAUGCAGGCUUUGGCUGAAGCCUGGAGCACCGAAGCCUGCGCACCGACCCCUCUCACUCUCCAGGCUUCAGGAAGCUAUCCGCAAGCCGUGGGAGAGCUUGCCUGCACCCAGAACUUGGGGCGCGCUGAGCUCAGGGCGCGCACAGCUCUCCCAUGGCUUGCGGAUAGCAGCCUGUUCUGGGGUCUGGGGUCGGGGGAAGCUCGGGCUUCCCCCGCCCCAGCCCCGCACCUGGGGGGGAAAUAAUUUUUUUCCUUUAUUUCCCCCCCAAAAAACUAGGUGCACCCUAUGGGGCGAAAAAUACGGUAUAUUGGACCGAGGCUGUUUAGAGCUUUAAAGGUUAGCACCAACACUUUGAAUUGUGCUCGGAAACGUACUGGGAGCCAAUGAAGAUCCAGUUAUAUGGUCUUGGCGGCCACUCCCAGUCACCAGCCUAGCUGCCACAUUCUGGAAGCAGCCUAAGCAAACAAAAAUUAUUUAUUGGACAGCAGACAGCCCAUGAAUUUAUAUGAAUUAUAUGGAUUUGUGUAAAAGUGUACAAAAGACAUAAAGGAACAAAACUGGGUUUCUUUCUAGUGAUUUUUUUACUGGUUAGUUUCUUUGUGGUGUGUUGAUUGCCUGACCUUUAAAUAUUUUGGUGGGACUUUGCAGGGUGUGUUCUGCUUGGUUUAGCCAUGUUUUGGCUAGAGACAGUUCUUUAUCAUUUUAAUUAAAUUUUCUGUUUUAUAAUUUAGAAUACUCCUUUAAACAUUCUUAAAAUAUCAGUGACUUCCCUUCUUCUCUUUCCUUGGUUCAUUUUGCAUAUCAUAAAUCCCUGCAUAUUUUACAUAAACUACAGUUCUUACCCGAUACGGAUAGCUUGGACUAAAUGAGCCCAGAAUAUUUAGAAUACCCUCUAACAGAAGUGGCUUUAGAAAGGAGUAGGUAUGUUCAUGUCCUGCACUGAAGCAGCAAGGCUGAAUGACAAGGCCUCAUCCAACUCCAUGAUUCUAUAAAGGGGUGGUGCUGUGGGUUAAACCACAGAGCCUAGGACUUGCCGAUCAGAAGGUCAGCGGUUCGAAUCCCCGCGACAGGGUGAGCUCCCGUUGCUUGGUCCCUGCUCCUGCCAACCUAGCAGUUCGAAAGCACAUCAAAGUGCAAGUAGAUAAAUAGGUACCGCUCCUGCAGGAAGGUAAACGGCGUUUCCGUGCACUGCUCUGGAUCGCCAGAAGCGGCUUAGUUAUGCUGGCCACGACCCGGAAACUGUACGCCGGCUCCCUCAGCCAAUAAAGCGAGAUGAGCGCCGCAACCCCAGAGUCGGUCACAACUGGACCUAAUGGUCCGGGUUCCCUUUACUGUCGAUGACCACUACCCAUGAGAAUAAUAAUGUUUCACCUGUGUCGGUUUUUAGACUGCAAGCUCCUCAGGGCAGGGACCUAUCCUCAUGUAAUCCGGCAAGUGAAUGGACACCAAUACCGCUAUAUACAGCGCCGGAAAUGGAGUAUCAGAGGUAAGCUGCCUCUGAUUUCAAGAUAUGAGGGACUAACGCUAGAGGGUUGGCUGGUUUCAUCAGCCUCAGUGGUGAUGAGAGCGAGCCCUGAGCUCAGUGGACUUUGAUGCUAAGCUCCUUCCAGAUUCCAUGAUUAUUCACAUUUUCUUUAUCCCCUGGAUUUUGUUCACUCAACAGCUUGAGGCAGAGAAAGAUCCCGUGGUUCCUGGCUACCAAUUUUUAUUUUUAUUUUGUUUAUUGCAUCCUGCAUCUCAGAGGAAUAAUCUUCCACCCUCAUUACAUCACUUGUGUCAAAGGGUUGUUUCGUUUGAAGUUGCUGUUUUAAAUCUCAGAUGUGCAGCUUCUUUGGCUUGCGGUCUCUCUCUAGAGAAAGACAAGAUUAUAAUGAAAAGCUGGCAUCUGGCAACGGAGGUACAUCUGCUACCUUUUCCAUCAAGGGGAGGCCCUCUCCCGCUUGAGGCCCUAGCAGCAAAUGCACCCAGGGUUAGCUGAUGUCACAGCGCCACCUCUCGGCCAUUUCACUUUCGGCAGUUGCUUAGGUUUAAAAAUCAGAAUCUGUUUUUUUAUUUUUUAAGGAAUAUGUGUUCCUGUUUUUAUGGGCCUGGGAUAGUUGCAUUAGAGGCAUUAAAUUUGCCCCUUAAAAGCUCUUAAUUGCCAUUUCAUGUUCACGGGGAUUGAAUAGUAGUGAAAGGUCAGCUCACCGCCUCUCCUGGUAUGCCCCACAGAGGAACUUAAGGUCCAUAAAUAGCAAAACCCUAGAGGUCCCGGGCCCUAAGGAAGACAGAUUAGCCUCAGCCAGAACCAGGGCCUUUUCAACACUGGCUCCAGCCUGGUGAAAUGCUCUGCCUCAUGAGACCAGGGCCCUGCAGGAUCUGAUUUCUUUCCGCAGGGCCUGUAAGACAGAGUUGUUCCGCCUGGCCUUUGGCUUGAAAUCAACUUGAUCCCCUCCCCCUCUUUCCUUUUUCCUUUUUCUUUCUGUGAUGGGACUCCUAUUUGGGGACUUUCCUGGCUUUUUUCUGGCCCACGUAGGACCAGUCUGGAUAGUUGGCCUUGGUGAAGAUUUGACGUUUUCAUCCCCAAAAAGUUUUUGAUUUGAGUUUCUACUGAAAUGAGGCUGCAUUUUAAUGUUGUAUUUUAAUCUUGUUUUUAAGUUGUAUUUUAAUGAAUUGUUUAUAUACCUGGUGUUAGCUGCCCUGGGCCUGGUUGUGGCAGGGGAGGGCGGGGUAUAAAUAAAUUUUAUAUUAUUAUUAUUAUUAUUAUUAUUAUUAUUAUUAUUAUAUACCCAAUGGUUCACUACACUCUGGAGGCAAGCGCCUUGUCAGGAGGUCCCCUGCAAAAUGUGGGAAUGAGGCCUUUAGUGUUGCUGCACAGCAGCCUUUGGAAUCCCCUCCUCCUGAUUCUUAGGCAGGCCUAGUCUCUGCUAUCUUUUCAGCACUUCCACUUUCAAACAGGCUUUCAAGUUGGGAAUAGUGGAAGUCUGAUUUUACAAACCUUUCAAUUAGUUGAAGGGGCUGUCUAUCUAAAGUUCCAGAAAUUUGUGGAAGAGAUGCUAACCACUGCUUGUAAACUGUUAACAACUGGGGGGAAGGGGACAAUCUCCUUUGUUAGAAGAACUAAAAAGAAGUAUAUGAAAUAGGUUACUUUGGGGGGGGCCUCCCCCAAUACAUCACACAUACAUCACAGGGGGCGGUCUAAAACAGAAUCCUGAGUGUGUUGUUUUUCUCCUGUCUGCCAUUUACCUGAUUGCAUUAUCUGGGUUUUGGGCACUCUUUUGUUAUUAUAACUACUUAAUUCCUGAAUCCAGGUCACAGGUCACAGGCUCACCCUGUUCACACCUUAAAUGUGCCCUUAUGGCAGGAUUUGUGAGCACAGAGACAAUGGGGAGAUGUCCCAUUUCCACCGACCUUGCAGAGAAAUAUUUGAGGUCAUUUUUGGAGAGAGAAAAUGGUUUCAGGACUUUUCUAUGGGUUUCAGACAUGUGGUUUACAUAUUUGUAUGUGUUUGCUUGGUACAUUUAUGAACAUCUAUUAUAUAUAUCCCCUUCAUGGAUCACUGUCUUGCUGUGGCGAAGGGGCUUGAAGAACUCAGAGAAGCUAUGAACUAUGCCGAGCAGGGCACCCAAGAUGAACAGGUCAUAGUGGAGAGUUUUGACCAAACGUGAUCCACCUGGAGUAGGAACUGGCAAGCCACUCCAGUAUCCCUGCCAAGAAAACUCCAUGGACAAAGGCAACAGGCAUAUAAAAGUUAUGACGCUGGAAGAUGAGCCCCUCAGGUCGGAAGGCGUCCAACAUGCUACUGGGGAAGAGCGGAGGGCAAGUACAAGUAGAUUCAGAGCUGAUGAAGCGGCUGGGCCAAAGCCGAAAGGACGCUCAGUUGCGGAUAUGCCUGGAAGCGAAAGGAAAGUCCAAUGCUGUAAAGAAAAUAUUGCAUAGGAACCUGGAAUGUAAGAACCAUGAACCUUGGUAAGUUGGAUGUGGUCAAAAAUGAGAUGGCAAGAAUAAAUAUUGACAUCCUGGGCAUCAGUGAACUAAAAUGGACGGGACUGGGCGAAUUCAGAUCGGAUGACCAUCAUAUCUACUACUGUGGGCAAGAAUCCCGUAAAAGAAAUGGAGUGGCCCUCAUAGUCAACAAAAGAGUGGCGAAGGCUGUAAUGGGAUGCAAUCUCAAAAAUGAUAGAAUGAUCUCAAUACGAAUCCAAGGCAGACCUUUUAACAUCACAGUAAUCCAAGUUUAUGCACCAACCACUGGUGCUGAAGAAACUAAAAUUGACCAGUUCUAUGAAGAGUUACAACACCUUAUAGAAAUGACACCAAAUAAGGAUGUUCUUCUCAUUAUAGGGGAUUGGAAUGCUAAAGUAGGGAGUCAAGAGAUAAAAGGAACAACUGGCAAGUUUGGCCUUGGAGAUCAAAACGAAGCAGGGCAAAGGCUAAUAGAGUUCUGCCAAGAGAACAAGCUGGUCAUCACAAACACGCUUUUCCAACAACAUAAGAGACGACUCUACACAUGGACAUCACCAGAUGGGCAGCAUCGAAAUCAGAUUGAUUAUAUACUCUGCAGCCAAAGAUGGAGAAGCGCUAUACAGUCAGCAAAAACAAGACCUGGAGCUGACUGUGGCUCAGAUCAUCAGCUUCUUAUAGCAAAAUUCAAGCUUAAACUGAAGAAAGUAGGAAAACCACUGGGCCAGUAAGAUACAAUCUAAGUCAAAUCCCUUAUGAAUACACAGUGGAAGUGAGGAACAGGUUUAAGGAUUUAGAUUUGGUGGACAGAGUGCCUGAAGAACUAUGGAUGGAGGCUCGUAACAUUAUACAGGAGGCAGCAACUAAAACCAUCCCAAUGAAAAGGAAAUGCAAGAAACAAAGUGGCUGUCCAACGAAGCCUUACAAAUAGCGGGGGAGAGAAGGCAAGCAAAAUGCGAGGGAGAUAGUGAAAGAUACAGUGGUGCCUCGCAAGACGAAAAGAAUCCGUUCUGGGAGUCUCUUCGUCUAGCGGUUUUUUCGUCUUGCGAAGCAAGCCCAUUGACGGGAUUAGCGGAUUAGCGCUAUUAGCGCUAUUAGCGGCUUUUAGCGGCUUUUAGCACCUUAUCAGCUUAUCGGAUAAGCAGAUAAGCGGCUUAGCAACUUAGAAAAAGAGGGGGAAAAGGAAAAAAAAACCCAGGAACUCGCAAGACAUUUUCGUCUUGCGAAGCAAGCCCAUAGCAGAUUCGUUUUUGCGAGGCACCUCCAAAACGGAAAACUCUUUCGUCUAGCGAGUUUUCCGUCUUGCGAGGCAUUCGUCUUGCGGGGCACCACUGUACAGGAAAUUGAAUGCAGAGUUCCAAAAAAUAGCAAGGAGAGACAAGAAGGCCUUCUUAAACGAGCAGUGCAAAGAAAUAGAGGAAAGCAACAGAAUGGGAAAAACCAGAGAUUUGUUCAAGAAAAUUGGAGAUAUGAAAGGAACAUUUCGUACAAAGAUUACCAUAAUAAAAGACAAAAGUGGAAAGGACCUAACAGAAGCAGAAGACAUCAAGAAGAGGUGGCAAGAAUACACAGAGGAAUUAUACCAGAAAGAUAUGGAUGUCUCGUACACCCCAGGUAGUGUGGUUGCUGACCUUGAGCCAGACAUCUUGGAGAGUGAAGUCAAAUGGGCCUUAGAAAGCACUGCUAAUAACAAGGCCAGUGGAAGUGAUGAUAUUCCAACUGAACUAUUUAAAAUUUUAAACGAUGAUGCUGUUAAGGUGCUACACUCAAUAUGCCAGCAAAUUUGGAAAACUCAGCAGUGGCCAGAAGAUUGGAGAAGAUCAGUCUACAUCCCAAUCCCAAAGAAGGGCAGUGCCAAAGAAUGCUCCAACUACCGCACAAUUGCACUCAUUUCACACGCUAGCAAGGUUAUGCUUAAAAUUCUACAAGGCAGGCUUAAGCAGUAUGUGGACUGAGAACUCCCAGAAGUGCAAGCUGGAUUUCGAAGGGGCAGAGGAACCAGGGACCAAAUUGCAAACAUGCGCUGGAUUAUGGAGAAAGCUAGAGAGUUCCAGAAAGACAUCUACUUCUGCUUCAUUGACUAUGCAAAAGCCUUUGACUGUGUCGACCACAGCAAACUAUGGCAAGUUCUUAAAGAAAUGGGAGUGCCUGAUCACCUCAUCUGUCUCCUGAGAAAUCUCUAUGUGGGACAAGAAGCUACAGUUAGAACUGGAUAUGGAACAACUGACUGGUUCAAAAUUGGGAAAGGAGUACGGCAAGGCUGUAUAUUGUCUCCCUGCUUAUUUAAUUUAUAUGCAGAAUUCAUCAUGCGAAAGGCUGGGCUGGAUGAAUCCCAAGCCGGAAUUAAGAUCGCCGGAAGAAUUAUCAACAACCUCAGAUAUGCAGAUGACACAACCUUGAUGGCAGAAAGUGAGGCGGAAUUAAAGAACCUUUUAAUGAGGGUGAAAGAGGAGAGUGCAAAAUAUGGUCUGAAGCUCAACAUCAAAAAAACGAAGAUCAUGGCCACUGGGCCCAUCACCUCCUGGCAAAUAGAAGGGGAAGAAAUGGAGGCAGUGAGAGAUUUUACUUUCUUGGGCUCCAUGAUCACUGCAGAUGGUGACAGCAGUCACGAAAUUAAAAGACGCCUGCUCCUUGGGAGAAAGGCGAUGGCAAACCUAGACAGCAUCUUAAAAAGCAGAGACAUCACCUUGCCAACAAAGGUCCGUAUAGUUAAAGCCAUGGUUUUCCCGGUAGUAAUGUAUGGAAGUGAGAGCUGGACCAUAAAGAAGGCUGAUCGCUGAAGAAUGGAUGCUUUUGAAUUAUGGUGCUGGAGGAGACUCUUGAGAGUCCCAUGGACUGCAAGAAGAUCAAACGUAUCCAUUCUUAAGGAAAUUAGCCCUGAGCGCUCACUGGAAGGACAGAUCCUGAAGCUGAGGCUCCAAUACUUUGGCCACCUCAUGAGAAGAGAAGACUCCCUGGAGAAGACCCUGAUGUUGGGAAAGAUGGAGGGCACAAGGAGAAGGGAGCAACAGAGGACGAGAUGGUUGGAUAGUGUUUUCGAGGUUACCAGCAUGAGUUUGACCAAACUGCGGGAGGCAGUGGAAGACAGGAGUGCCUGGCGUGCCUGGCGUGCUCUGGUCCAUGGGGUCACGAAGAGUCGGACACGACUAAACGACUAAACAACAACAACAACAUCAUCAUUAUAUAUAUAUAAGACCUUAAAAUUCUUAUAAGACCUAUCAGGGAUUGUGACUCUCAGGUGGGAAAAGUUUCCCCAUGCCUGCUAUAAAACUCACUUGGGAAGAAUGCUGUGUACCAUUUACUCUGCACUGCGUUCACUGCACUCCCACUGCUGGUUUGGGAAGCAUACAGCAAUAGUCAUUUUGAGAAAUGUCACAUUUUGAUGCACCCCCCCCCAAAAAAAACCCAGCUUCCUUCCUUCUCUCGUAAACUGUGGAUAGAUCCACAUUGGAAGAUUCAGGCCAGACAAAAGAAAGUACUUAUCACACAAUGCACAGUGAAACUAUGGACCCACAGAAUGCAGUGAUGGCCACCCAUUUGGAUGGCUUUAAAAGAGGAAUAGAUAAAUUCAUGGAGAGCAGGCUCUCAGUGGCCACGGAAGCGUUUCUGGUACCAGUUGUUGGUAACUGCAGGAAGGGCAAAUUUUUUGUGUGCUCAGGUCCUGCUAGCAGGUUUUCACAGGCAUCUGGGUGCAGGCCUUUUGUUGAAGGGGCAGGCCUUUUUUAUUGGGGGGGGAGAGAACCUUAGUUUGCUAUGUAUUUUAUUGAUUUGGGGGCUGCUCCUCUCUGCACCAGGGACGUGGGUGGCGCUGUGGGUUAAACCACAGAGCCUAGGACUUGCCAAUCAGAAGGUUGGCAGUUCGAAUCCCCGCGACGGGGUGAGCUCCCGUUGUUCGGUCCCAGCUCCUGCCCACCUAGCAGUUUGAAAGCACGCCAGUGCAAGUAGAUAAAUAGGUACCACUCCGGCGGGAAGGUAAACGGCGUUUCCAUGCGCUGCUCUGGUUCGCCAGAAGUGGCUUAGUUAUGCUGGCCACAUGACCUGGAAGCUGUACGCCGGCUCCCUCGGCCAAUAAAAUGAGAUGAGCACCACAACCCCAGAGUUGGUCACGACUGGACCUAAUGGUCAGGGGUCCCUUUAGUUUUACUCUCUGCACCUCCUUGGCUACACCCAUGUCUGGGUGGCCACGGUGAGAACAGGAUGCUAGACUACAUAUGGACCGCAGGCCUGAUCCAGGAAGCCUUUCUUAUGUUCUUAUGAUCCAGAUUAAGAAAAAAAAACGACCUGGCUGCAUUUUAAGCUAGCGAUAGGGCCUACUUCUGCACACUCUAUGAGAACUGAACCUAGGUUCAUAUGUUGCCUCUGCCAGCACCUUCACAGUGGCGUAGCGUGGGGGGUGCAGGGGGGGCCGGCCGCAACAUCUGGGGGUUAGGGUUAGGGGGCGCAAAUCCACGGGUUAGGGGGCGCAAAUUACUUGCCUUGCCCCGGGUGCUGACAACCCACGCUACGCCACUGCACCUUCAUGAAUACCAGCGUAACAGUCACCUUUCUUGCAAAGCAGCACUCGGGAACUUCUGGUCUUCCCAUGACAGCAGGCUGGGGCAACUGCAGUUCCCUAGAUGUUGCUGGAUUUCAGCUCCAGCCGGCAUGGUCAGUGACGGAAGUUGCAGCCCAGCAACCCCUGUUUCCUUAUCCCUGCUCAAAAGCAAUGAUGGUCAGCACCAGCAAUACUAUUAUUGUCGUCGAAAGCGACAUUUGCUAUUGUUACACAUCCCUGAAUGAAUGGCCACUACCUAGAAGCUCUUCCAGGCCUCUCGUUUUAUAAUUUCCCUUUGGAGCCUCAGCAGCACCUCUGCUCUCUUUCCCUGGGGAACGCUGUCAAGAGAGAGAGGGGGCUCCACUCCCCAGCUCCCUACUCUUGCCUGGAUGCCUUGGGAGUUGGGGUGGGAUGGGGUGGGGGUGUAAGAAAGUCCCAGUCCAAACCCCCGUGGCACGGAAACGGGGCUCCCCCUCCUCCUCCUCCCGGAGCUGGACCGGAGAGGGACCCAGGCGUCCUGAGCGGGAGACCCCCUCAACGCUCCCCCCCCCUCACUCUCGACGACAGCACAGCCUUGACAUUGGCGGCAGCAGAUUCGCCCACGGCCGCCGGCCUGGAAGUCUGACCUUGCAAAUUGGAAGAAGACGGUGGUGGUGGGGAAACGUGUGUGGCGAGGCAGGGGGGGGGAAACUGGGGGGUGGAAUCGGCAGGUGCCCCCCACAUACACCAACACGAGCCUGGUGGCGAAAGUGCGGUUGCCAAGGAGCGGCUUUACCCAGCGGGGCCUCCCCGCGCAGGAGCUGCUGCUGCCGCUGCCGCCGCCGCCGGAGCCUCCUCCUCCUUCUCCAUUGUCCGGGCCGGGCCGGGCUGGGCCCAUGGGCCCUGCCGCCACGAGAGCCGCCCAGCAGCCGCCCAGACGCGGGCGGGGGGCCUGAGGCCGAGCGCGGUGAGAGAGCCUGCGGGCGGGGAAGAGGAGGGGAGCGGGGAGCGGCGAGGGGAAGCCGCCCGGCGGGCGGGCGGGCGGCUUUCUCCCGCGGAAACAGCGAGGAAACGGGGGCUGCCGCUGCUUCUGCGUGGGUCUGUGUGCGCCUUGCAAAGGGGGGAGAAGGCGGCGGGCAAAGCUGGCAUUUCCUCCGAUAUCCCCCCCCCACCGCUCCUGCCCCGCCAACCCCCAAGCCUCCUUCUUCUCCUGCCCCACAUCCGACCCACACUUCCCCCCCGCACACCUCCGAUGCAUGCAGGAAGUGCGCGCGCGUGGAAAUGAGAGAGAGAGAGAGAGAGAGAGCACGCUCUUGACAGCCCCUCUCCCUCCCAUUGCAGGCCCCCCCAAGGGGGAUGGGUUUGCUGUGAGCCGCCUUGAGUUCUACGGGCGAAGGGCGGUCUACAAAUCCAGCACAUCAGAAUAAUAAUAAUUAUAGGAGCAGCGUUGUUGUCCAGCAACAUCUAGGGAGGGCAGCAGCUCUCCCUCUCUUUAGCACCCACUGGGACAAUGUGCCCAACAGCAGGGGAUGUGGCGUGUGGACUUCUCUGGGUCCCCCCCCCCACCACCACCAGCACUAUGAAGAUAGAGAGAGAGAACUUGACAGCUGCUUUGCCCAGGUUGCCCCCUCCCAUGACAGCUGCUGCCCUGCUGUUGGGGGAGGUGGGGUGGGGUUUGCACGAGUCUGCUCUUUUGCCCUGCCCACCUAUGCUGGAAGGUGCCACAAAGGUAAAGAAGGUCCACGGAGCGAAAGGUGGGUAGCCUGAUGGCCGCCACCCGUUGCCCUCCUGGUACACCGCAGGGUUACUUGGACAAAGGUGGUGGCAUACUGGGUUGGCGUCUUUCUCUGCCUUCUCUGCUACCCACUUAUUCUCCUGUGCUCUCUCUGUGGCAGAGGGUGCCUUGGAGAUAGGGAAGCUGGUGUGUGAUGGGAGCAGCUUCAUGGCCACCUGCCCUCCCUCGUUCUUCUCCCAUAGUUAUCGUUCUCCUUAUAGCUGCUGGCACAGCGUGGGAUGAGAGAGGUAAUGUAAGGUUUGCCGUGUGUAAAGCAGGGUCAAGCCUCUCUAUCUGCUUUCCUAUCCUUUCUGUGCUAAUUCUUCUUCCUUCCUCCAAGCAGAGGAUGCCGCAGGUGAGAAAGGCAAUGUGGGAGUUAUCAGGGCCAAAAGGUGUGGCGGGCUGAUUGGCGACCUUCAGUGUUCUCUUUCAGCCCUUUUCUGUUUAUUCCUGGUGCUACAACAACAACACAUGCACAAACAAACACAGAGUGUACAACUAAAGGGAAAGAGCAGUUGGGGGAUAUUGUUUUUGUUUGCACAUUUUUGUGUUUUUAUAUUGUAAAUUGUGAUCCUCGGAUGGAGGGCGGUAUAGAAAUGUAGUAAACAACAACAGGUGCAAAGAGGUGUUGGAGGUUGCACACACAGGCAAAGCUUGGGAUUUUCAUUCCUAGUACUGUCUGAUUCCUGUUGUAGAAAGGAAGUCAAUGCAGCUUGAGUUGCCUGACACCUUUCCCAUUAAUUUUCAUUUCCUCUCCAGCUUGGGGACACCAUGGCAUGACAGAGGCAAUGUGUGAGAGACAGCCUGAGCAAGAAGUGGCAAGUGACAGGCACAACUGUGGGUAGCACAACUGUGGGUAGUAUUAAGUCGAGGGCCAUUCCAUGUUGCUAGUCAGACUUUCCUUGUCUUAGUUGUCAUUCUCUGCUGCUAGGUAAAGGUAAAGGGACCCCUGACCAUUAGGUCCAGUCGUGACCGACUCUGGGGUUGUGGCGCUCAUCUCGCUUUAUUGGCCAAGGGAGCCAGCGUACAGCUUCUGGGUCAUGUGGCCAGCAUGACUAAGCCGCUUCUGGUGAAACCAGAGCAGCGCAUGGAAACGCUGUUUACCUUCCCGCCGGAGCGGUACCUAUUUAUCUACUUGCACUUUGACGUGCUUUCGAACUGCUAGGUUGGCAGGAGCAGGGACCGAGCAACAGGAGCUCACCCCGUCGCAAGGAUUCGAACUGCCGACCUUCUGAUUGGCAAGCCCUAGGCUCUGUGGUUUAACCCGCAGCGCCACCCGCGUCCCUGCAGCUAGUUUACAUUAAAAGCCGGGGUGAACAAAAGCCUUCCGCUGGUGCUGAAAAGGAAGAGCAUUCUACAUUGUGGUGCUUUGCCAUCUACCUCACUUCAGAGUGGGCCUUGGAAGGGGGAUAUGUUCAUGGGGAGAAAAAGGUAGCCCUUUAGAUACCUGGCUAUUCAGAGCUUUAAAGCUGAGAACCAGAAAUGGAUUGGGGCUGGUUGAGUUGUUUCAGAACUUCUGAUACAUGUUUCAUUCUGCCAGUUGCAGUUAACAUUCUAAGCCACUGUACUUCAUCCCAGCUGAAAUUCCAGAGUAGUCUUCAAGGGCAGUCCAGCAUAUAACACAUUUCAGUAGCCCACAUGGGAUGUUACCAGAGCCUGGAUAACUGUGGCCCAGCUUGUCUCUUAUGCAGCUGCGGGGUAGUGGGAGGAUACCAUGAGUAAUUUGGUUAAUGCUAAUAUUCUCAAACUCUUUCCCUUCCCCGCCACUGCCAGACUCCUGCUGCUUUAAAAUUUAGUGGUAGCAGCGUGCUUAGCAAAGAACAGAAAAUACAAGUGAGAAGGAUCCCUGUCUAGAGGGCUUACGGUCUGCCCUGGAUGGAGUGGAGAGUGAAGACGGGAACGGAUAAAGGGGUAAAAAUGGCUUUGAAUGUUGCAGGACAUCACAGGUGUGAAGGCCACAAAAAACAAAAUACGAAGGGAAGGAAACUGGCCCCAUGCCUUAGAAAUAGAAAUGAACACAACAGAGACUUGCUACAUGGUUGUGGCUUAUUGGUGCAGCCAACUGGUGGUAUUUUUGGAGCUGCGUGCCUUACCUUUGCAGUUUACCACGCCAAGCACUGUUAGACGUCCCCUGCCGACAAUGCUAUAUUAGUUGACUCUGUGAGGCUGCAAUACAGGGAAGUCAGCCAGCAAGGAAGUGAAGAAGUUCAGGAAAAGCUUUGCUGAAAAAGUGGGCUUUGAGGAGUAAUUUGUAGGAGGAACGGAGAACAGCUAGACCAGGGAUGAGAACCUCAAGGCUCUCCAAAUGUUAGACUACAGCUCCUUUCAGCUGCAGCCAGCAUGGCCAUCUGUCAGGGGAUGAUGGGAGUUGUAGUCCGGCAACACCUCGAGGGCCACAGAACCUGUUCUGCUCCAUGCACAACCAGCAGAAAUUCCUUAGAUGGGCAGCAUCAGGCAGGGUGAGUAGAAUAACAUCCCACAUCCCUAGUGCCCAGAUGGCUGCUGCCCACAUUUUUCCUUGCAUGAUUUGGCAAUAACCCAGGAGAAAGAGGACGAGGUGUAAUACCUGGUUAGAGAAAAGAAGCAGUACAGUUCUGUGCAAAAUUUUGCACAACAGUCUCUGAUGUGGUUGUCACGUUCGUGCCAGUCUGCCUCUGGGAAUUGGCCUGGUCUCCGUGUGCAUUUUGUGCUAGAUCAGUCUGGGAGUGGAUUAGGUCCUGUUACGAUGUGCUAGAAGCCUGUUUGCGAAGCUCCUGGCUCCUCCCGGCACAGGCGUUUUGGGUCGGGAAGGGGGAGCAAACCGUUGGUAGGUAUUCAGGUGGCGCGCCAGCCCUGACCUCUCCGCUCUUGGUUCCCCCUUCCCUACAGAGCUAGCAGGCGCCAUGGGGGUGGACUUUGACGUGAAGACGUUCUGCCACAACCUGCGGGCCACCAAGCCGCCGUACGAGUGCCCCGUGGACACCUGCCGCAAGAUCUACAAGAGCUACAGCGGCAUCGAGUACCACCUCUACCACUACGACCAUGACAACCCCCCGCCCCCGCAGAGCGCCCCUCUGCGCAAGCACAAGAAGAAGGGCCGGCACGGCCGGGCGGCCAACAAGCAGUCGCCCAGCCCCUCCGAGACCUCGCAGUCGCCGGGCCGAGAGGUCAUGACCUACGCCCAAGCCCAGCGCAUGGUGGAAGUGGACCUGCACGGCCGCGUGCACCGCAUCAGCAUCUUCGACAACCUGGACGUGGUGUCCGAGGACGACGAGGCGCCCGAGGAGGUCCCGGAGAACAACAGCAACAAGGAGAACACGGAGACGCCCUCCGUGGCCCCCAAAGCCGGCAAGCAUAAGAAUAAGGAGAAGCGUAAGGACUCCAACCAUCACCACCACAGUGCCUCGGCGGGCAACAUGCCCAAGCUCCCAGAGGCCGUGUACCGGGAGCUGGACCAGGACACGCCUGACGCCCCUCCUCGCCCCUCCUCGUAUUACAGGUACCACCUGUGGGUUGGGGGCACCCUGUGGAGCUGUGGCUCGGAGGGCUUUGCGGGAUCGUGGUUGGGUUUUGAUUGCGUCCUAUGUAAGCAACUUAAGAGAUUCUUCUUAUAUUAUGUGGUAUGUUGUUAGCAUCCAUCGAGAGACAAUGGAGUUCGCCUCCUGGGGUGAAGUCAAACCACUGGAUUAUAGGACUGGGCGAUAUCUGGUUUUUCAAAAUCGUGAUAUAUCACCCCCUAAACAUCGUGAUAUACCGACCUAUCACAAUGUCUGAAAUAAGGAUGGAGCUAUGUACAGGCAUUGUCCGGCUUCACCGUUUCCCCCACAUAGUGAUUUUUUCACAGCACACACACACACACACACACACACACACACAUCUUGAUUUGCAAUAUAUUGUGCUAGGUUAAAAAACCUAUGGAACCGAUAUCACGAUAGGGACUUCAAACUUGUUUUGGGCAAUGUAUCGCUGUAUCACCCAGCCCUGCUGGAGAAUCACAGCGCCUGCUGUGGCUGCGGAGAGUGGUAACUCGUAGCUGCUACCUCCCGUGUUGUUUUUGCUACAUUAACAGCACUGAAGUGACCUCCCUGGGGCACCAGCCUGGGCAGUGUGGGGGGAGGUCCUGGGCUGCCCAGCCUCGCUGAUCUGGUCCAAAGGAAAGCAGAGCAGUACGUUCGGCACCAGCGUGGCUGCAGGAGUUGCAGGAAGGAGGUGUACAAGGUGCCAUCCAACCGCCUUAGGGACCCCACUCAGGAUUUGUGUGGGUUUACUCCAUGGGUAGGCAAACUAAAGCCCGGGGGCCGGAUCCAGCCCAAUCGCCUUCUCAGUCCAGCCCGCAGACAGUCCGGCAAUCAGAGUGUUUUUACAUGAGUAGAAUGUGUCCUUUUAUUUAAAAUGCAUCUCUGGGUUAUUUGUGGGGCAUAGGAAUUCAUUCAUUCCUCCCCCCUUCAUAAUAGAGUCUGGCCCCCCACAAGGUCUGAGGGACAGUGGACUGGCCCCCUGCUGAAAACGUUUGCUGACCCCUGGUUUACUCCUUAGCCUUUUCUUCUCCUGAUGGUAUCCUGCAAGGCAGUGGUGGUUUAGGAUCAGAGUUUUCCUUCUCCUAGAUGGGCUAGGUGCCCCCUUAAGUGGUAUAGUAAAGGUAAAGGGUAAAGGGACCCCUGACCAUUAGGUCCAGUCGUGGGCGGCUCUGGUGUUGUGGCGCUCAUCCCCAUCAUGGGGAUUCGAACUGCCGACCUUCUGAUCGGCAAGUCCUAGGCUCUGUGGUUUAACCCACAGCGCCACCCGCAUCCCUUCUUAAGUGGUAUACAAUAUUAUUAAUCAUACCAUCUCCAUCCAAGCUGAGGUUCUCAAAUGGGGAGGAGAGCACUUUAAGGAGGUGCUGCUGAGCAUUUCUCAGGGGGCCUCUGCACUUCCCUCUCGGAGGGCAUCACCUGGCUGAGCCUUGUUGCAGCUUGGAGACCGAGGCAGCCCGUGUCCCUUGGGCAAAGGAAGACUUCUUCCCUUCCUAACAGGAGCGAGGGGUUGCACCUUGGGAGGAGAAUCUGGAACAGCAGUAUUCCUACCCGGUGGUCACAGAAUUCCCUGGCAUCAGGGGGCAGGGUAAAAAAAAGUGCUCUUGCCUGGAGAGACGCCUUAACUCCCCAACACCACCUUCCUACCCCUGACUUUUGAGAGGUACAUUAUGCUGAAGUUGGAAGACUUUGUCUGAUUGCAGCAGUGUUUCGUCCAGUCCGGUUCACUCACCUGUAAGUAGUGCGGCGGCUUGCACGAAAGGAUUUUCACAGAGUGACGUGAUAGGUUUCUCCCCGCACUCCCCAGGUCAAAGAAAAACAAGGGCUUGGAUGGCUGUGACCAGAAUUCUCAGUGUAGAGGAAGAGGGAUGGCAUGCAGAGCUCAUGCUGGUACUCAGCUAAUUCUGCCAGGAAGAGAGCACUGAAGCAGCCAGUCGUGGCUCAGUCAGUAGAGCAUGAGACUCUUAAUCUUAGGGUUGUGGGUUCGAGGCCCACAUUGAGGAAAAGAUUCCUGCAUUGCAAGGGGCUGGCCUAGAUGACCCUCGUGGUCCCUUCCAACCCCAGAAUUCUCUACGUAAAAUGGUGCAGGUGAACAAAUGAUAAGUGACUCUAAAGGUGGAACAAACUGGCAACACUUAGUAUUAGGCUGCCAGUCAAAAUCUGUCCUGUUGUGCUCCUGCUUUCAGGCCUAGGGGUAACAGGUCUCCCUCUGUAGGUCAAAGCAACCAAACCUUAACGUUUUUUAAACAGACUGUGUAGCUUCAGAACUGGGCCAGAUGCAGGUCAGCACCAUAGCUGUCAACCUUCCCUUUUUUUGCGGGAAGUUCCCUUAUUCCAGCACUGUUUCCCAUUGCUUCCCGCUGCUAUCCCGGAUUGUUAGAUAUCCCGUAGACUGUCCCUGGGACAGGUGAGGCUGCUGAUCCCUUAUUUUCAAAUCUGAAAGUUGACAGCUAUGGUCAACACACAAGUUGCAGAGUUAGGCAGUGUAGUUUGUUCUUGAUUCGAGAAAACCGCACAUAGCUCAGCGACACAUCCCGACAGGACUUGCCCCUGCAGAGCAGUUGCCAGGACCGAUGGUCAACUUCUUUACCCCAUCUAAGUCUCCUCCCUCUGCCAGACCUUUCCCAAGCAACCUCAAACUAUGUUGGGGCACCUGCAAAAACUCUUCCGCCCUAUGCAUCGCCCUGUGUGUCCUUGGAGACAACAAGGGAGAGGAGCUCGUUGCAGCAGGAGAGACAGAUUCCUGGGAUUCUCUUGCAGCCUCUUGUUCCCUCUGUGCUUCAGCCUCUGAGUCUGAGCUGCUCCCUGUCACAGGCUCUCCUUGCUCACUAAAGCCUGUUGCUUCUUCAGCAUCCAACCAUUCCUCCCUCCCAUUUUCCCUCGGACCUCUCCUCAGUGUGCCACUACUAAUCCCCAGGCUCGGAGCCUUCCUCCUCUGGGGCUUCCCUUGUGGGGUGGGUCUCCCAGCUGGUGCCUCCCACUGCUCCUCGUCAUCUCGCCAUCCCUGACAUCUAGCACAUAAAGGGCAGGCCUGGGUGGAUAGAUGCAAGUAACAGCCAACAACCCUAUAGUCGCUUUUCUCCGUUGUAAAGGCGCUCAGUCGCUCCUGGUCACCGAGCCGUGUGCUUUUGUUCCUUUCCUUCCCCGCUCGCCCCAGAUACAUUGAGAAGUCGGCAGAGGAGCUGGACGAGGAGGUCGAGUAUGACAUGGACGAGGAGGAUUACAUCUGGCUGGACAUUAUGAACGAGCGCCGGAAGACGGAGGGCGUGAGCCCCAUCCCCCAGGAGAUCUUUGAGUACCUGAUGGACCGGCUGGAGAAGGAGUCCUACUUUGAGAGCCACAACAAGGGGGACCCCAACGCCUUGGUGGACGAGGACGCCGUCUGCUGCAUCUGCAACGACGGCGAGUGCCAGAACAGCAACGUCAUCCUCUUCUGCGACAUGUGCAACCUGGCCGUACACCAGGAGUGCUACGGCGUCCCCUACAUCCCCGAAGGCCAGUGGCUGUGUCGCCGCUGCCUGCAGUCCCCCUCCCGGGCCGUGGACUGCGCCCUGUGCCCCAACAAAGGGGGCGCUUUCAAGCAGACGGACGACGGGCGCUGGGCCCACGUGGUGUGCGCCCUCUGGAUCCCGGAGGUGUGCUUCGCCAACACGGUCUUCCUGGAGCCCAUCGACAGCAUCGAGCACAUCCCUCCCGCCCGCUGGAAGCUGACCUGCUACAUCUGCAAGCAGCGAGGCUCGGGCGCCUGCAUCCAGUGCCACAAGGCCAACUGCUACACCGCCUUCCACGUCACCUGCGCCCAGCAGGCCGGGCUCUACAUGAAAAUGGAGCCCGUCCGCGAGACGGGGGCCAACGGGACCUCCUUCAGCGUCCGCAAGACGGCCUACUGCGACAUCCACACGCCGCCCGGCUCCAUGCGGCGCCUGCCUGCCCUCUCGCAUAGCGAGGGGGAGGAGGAAGAGGAGGAGGAGGAGGAUGGGAAAGGCUGGAGCUCGGAGAAAGUGAAGAAGGCCAAGGCCAAGUCCCGGAUUAAGAUGAAGAAGGCGAGGAAGAUCCUGGCCGAGAAGAGAGCGGCUGCGCCGGUGGUCUCGGUGCCCUGCAUUCCUCCCCACAGGUAGGGCACCCUCUCUCCCCACCCCCAAGCUGCUCGUCCCACAACCUUAAUAAGAUGGAAUCAUGAAGGGGCGAGGUUGUUGUCUGGGUUACUUGGGGCUUUGCAGGCCGGUCUGUAUGGCCCAGGCAAAAAAAAAUCCCUGGAUUUUUAUUAUUUUUUAUUAUUUGUAUAUUUGCCCUAUACAGUGGUGCCCCGCAAGACGAAUGCCUCGCAAGACGGAAAACCCGCUAGACGAAAGGGUUUUCCGUUUUGGAGGUGCUUCGCAAAACGAAUUUCCUAUGUGCUUGCUUCGCAAGACGAAAAUGUCUUGCGAGUUCCUGCAGGGUUUUUUCCUUUCCCCCCCUUUUUCCCAAGCCGCUAAACCGCUUAACAGCUGAUGCUAAGCCGCUUAUCAGCUGAUCUUUAAGCCGCUUAACAGCUGAUGCUAAGCCGCUUAUCAGCUGAUCUUUAAGCCGCUUAACAGCUGAUGCUAAGCCGCUUAUCAGCUGAUCGUUAAGCCGCUUAUCAGCUGAUCUUUAAGCCGGCUAAGCCGCUAAUACUGUAGCGCUAAGCCGCUAAACCUCUAAUGGGCUUGCUUCGCAAGACGAAAAAACCCGCAAGACGAAGAGACUCGCGGAACGGAUUCUUUUCGUCUUGCGAGGCACCACUGUACCUGUAGAUCUCAGGGCGGUUCGCUGCAUAAAAGUACAAUAUAAAAAAACACAAAAUACAUAAUAAAGUAAGAACAGGAGCAAACCAGUCAUACCCCGCCCAUUUAAAGGGGCAUCAGAUGUCAAUUUGGGGCGCCUAAUCCAGAGGCCUGCUAUGUACAAACUGUCUUGGGCCGCAUCCACUUGAGACAAAAACAUGUUGGGUGCUUGUGAAAGGGCUGCUUUUUUAUUUACUACAUUUGCAGUUCAUCUACGUUCAAGGUAGCGUUUUAGCCUCUGAAUAACCAGUGGGAUAAUCUCCAGAGAGGCUGGCCUGUCCAAGGUUGCUGUGCAAGCUCCACAGCUGAUCAGGGGCUUAAACUGGGCUUUUCUGAGACCCUGCAUACAUUUCUGGACUCCGGCUCCCAUCGUCCCUGACCAUUGGCCAUGCUGGCUGAUGGGAAUUGGAGUCCGGCUUUAUCUGGAGGGCCACAGAUUCCCCAUUCGAUUCUCAAGCUACUGCGCACGUGUCUCUGCACGAGGGUGCAAGUUAUUUUAUUUUAUUUUAUUUUUUACCAUCAUGGGAGUUAUGUUCAGUAAGUUUGCAUGUGACUGUUCAAGAUUUAAUUUUUAAAAAUAAUUUAAUAUAUAUAUAUAUUUCUGCUAAAGGAGAAGCACUUUGGGACUAAGUGGAGAACGGCUACUGCUAAUGUUGCCAUGGACAAACAUUUCAGGAGUUAGGGGCUGUGCUUUUUUUCUGGGGAUACUCAAGGGUACCUUAUUUUUCUUUUAAAAAAUAACACUGUUUAGGGGUGUGUAUUUUAUCCAUUUUACAAAAAUUCAUAUACCGCUCCGCCAUCAUGAAACCCCUGAUCGGAUUACUAUCAAUAAAACAACAAUUUAAAAACAUUUUAGAAACUGUCUAAAAUAAUAAUUUGUUAUUUAUACCCCGCCCAUCUGGCUGAGUUUCCCCAGCCACUCUGGGCGGCUUCCAACACAAUAUUAAAAUACAGUAAUGCCUCAAACAUUAAAAGUUUCCCUAAACAGGGCUGCCUUCAGAUGUCUUUUAAAGAGAAGAUAGCUGCUUAUUUCCUUCACAUCUGAUGGGAGGGCGUUCCACAGGGUGGGCGCCACUACCGAGAAGGCCCUGUGUCUGGUUCCCUGUAACCUCACUUCUUGCAAUGAGGGAACCACCAGAAGGCCCUCAGAGCUGGACCUCAGUGUCCGGGCAGAACGAUGGGGGUGGAGAUGCUCCUUCAGGUAUACUGGGCUGAGGCCGUUUAGGGCUUUAAAGGUCAGCACCAACACUUUGAAUUGUGCGCGGAAACGGACAGAAGAUUGUUUAUGGCCAAAGAAACUGUUCACCCAACGGUUUGACGACAAGGUCGGGCAGGACUCCAUUCUGUGUUCCCUCGGAACCCCGCUUUUGAAUUUGUCUCACCUCUGUGGGCAAAACGGCAAGGCAGCAAAUUACACCAGGCUGAACGUUGCUUUCGCUGCAUGGUGAAAAAUGCUCUCUUGCUGGACGGCGGUUCUGCGAUCCUGUCCGUUGGGAGCAGGAAACAAGCCCGGCAGUGGUGGGUGUUUCCUCCACUGUGUGUCACCACAUCCCCAUGGGGAAAGCCUUCCCCUUGUUGCUUUGCUUGUGGGUUUCUCAAGAGUUACAUGGCUGGCUGCGGCUGUUAACAGAACACCGGUCUCGAUGGACACCAGUCUGUUUUGCCGACAAGACAAAUCUUUAAUUUGUCGCUGCAUACUUCUUGAGCACCUUUUUCAGUGUACAAAAUGCUUUAAAAAAUGCAGAAUUCCAUCCCACCACAGGUAAUGAAACCAGCCUUGUAGCAAAGGCAGAUUGCCCACAGAUCUGUACCUUAAAGUCCUUGGAGGAUAAGGCUGUCAGUAGCUACAAAUCUUACUGGCUAGAUUCUCCCUUCAGGUUCAGAAGCAACACGCUUCUGAGUCCCAGUUGCACCAGCAGCUAAGAAAGCUGUUGCCCUCAUGUUCUGCUUUGCAGGCUUCCCGUAAGAGAGCCAAAUGUGGUGUCGUGGCUGGGGUGUUUGACUAGGAGCUGGGAGGUAAAGGUAAAGGGACCCCUGACCAUUAGGUCCAGUCGUGGCCGACUCUGGGGUUGCAGCGCUCAUCUCGCUUUAUUGGCCGAGGGAGCCAGCAUACAGCUUCCGGGUCAUCUGGCCAGCAUGACUAAGCCGCUUCUGGCGAACCAGAGCAGCGCAUGGAAACGCCGUUUACCUUCCCACUGGAGCGGUACCUAUUUAUCUACUUGCACUUUGACGUACUUUCGAACUGCUAGGUUCGCAGGAGCAGGGACCGAGCAACGGGAGCUCACCCCGUCACGGGGAUUCGAACCGCCGACCUUCUGAUCGGCAAGCCCUAGGCUCUGUGGUUUAACCCACAGCGCCACCCGCGUCCCUAGGAGCUGGGAGACCAGGGUUCAAAUCCCUACUUGGCCGUGAAGUCCGCUGGGUGGCCUUGGGCCAAUCACAGCCUCUCAGCCUAACUUAACUCAUAGGGUUGAUGCGAGGAUAAAAUGGGGAGGCAGAGAACACCUGUUCCCCCUUGAGCUCUGUGGAGAGGAAAGGUGAGAUAUAAAUGUCAUAAUCAAUCAAUCAAUAGAAUAACAUUACUAUUUUCCAGGGCAGGGGCUCCCAGCGGUUCUGUUGCUGCAGCCACCAGCCACUCGUCUUCCUGACUGCAGAGAAGUGCUCUUGUCCCAUGCAGGGGCGAAGAGGCAAGUGGCAACUGUGGCUCGGGGUUAAGCAGAGAGACAGUGAAUUGGCGGCUUAGGAGAGAUUUGAGGCCAGGUCAGAUCUAAAAAGUUGUCCAUUAAACCUCAAUCAUCCCAGGUGCAUCCUGGUGCUUUAGUUGGCGGUGUGAUGUAUUUAGGAAAAGGCGUUCCAACCCACCAGAUUCUUGAUUUUUUCACUCUCAGACUUCGGAGGCCAACGAUGGGAUGCCAAGCGGGCUAUUUUAGCCAAGGAAAUUCCAUGGAGAAAGUUGGUGGGUGGAUAUUGCCCCCUGUUCAGGAUCUAACCGGGUGUCACAUCCAUUUCACAGGCUGUCACUGGCUUGGGCAAACCAAAUUUAGUCUCAUCCUUGACCCAGCUCAGGGGUGCGGGACCUUUGGCUGUCCAGAUAUUUUGCAGGACUACAACUCCCAUCAGCCCCAGCCAUCAUAGUUGAUGGCGACAGAUGAUGGGAACUUGUAGUCCAGCAGCGUCAGGAAUACCAAGGUUUCCCUGCUCGUGACCUCGCUCUUUGGCGGCCCUUCCUCUGGUCUCCUAGCGGCGCACAGAUGGACGACUUAUGAAGCAGGGCAGAGCGGAAAGGCCACUGCAGAACUCUCAUUGACCAGCAAUGUAGCAAUAAUAACAUUAGCGCCACGUCUCUGACGUUUGUGGUUGAUGAAAGUGGUGGAAAAGGCUGAGAGCUAGCAACACGGCCGAGGCUGCUCCACGACCUUCCAGCUGCGUAGGAGAUUUGAACCCAGGUUUUCUUUCCCCCCCGUCUCCAAACCCCACUGUUGGUGUGUUCUGCAAUACAGUAGCGCCGCGUAACCAUUUUCCUUAGGCCUGUGGUACAGGCGGAACCGCUGUGCCUCCCUGGCCUUGCGACGCGACCGCUUGACCCUCCCCGCUCCACCCCUUCUCCCCCUGCAGGCUCAGUAAGAUCACCAACCGCUUGACCCUCCAGAGGAAGAGCCAGUUCAUGCAGAGAUUGCACAGCUACUGGACCCUGAAGAGGCAGUCCCGCAAUGGAGUGCCCUUGCUGCGCCGGCUCCAAACACACCUGCAGUCGCAUAGGAACUGCGAGCCCGGGAGGCCGGCCCCUCCUCCUCCCGUGUCCAAGGCUGAGCAGGUACGUCUUCCCUCGAGGUUGGGGGCCAGGGGGAACGUGUGGGGAGGGGGAAGAGUGGGGCGUGACUGCCAGGUGCCUGCAGGGCCAAGAGCAAGGCCUCUGGUGCCUGGCCACCCGCUUGCCAUCGUUUGUUGGACUUGAAGGAGCAUGGGGUUGUGCGGGAGAAGCUUAGGCUGAUUUUGCAGCAAGGCCAGGCAAUGCGCUCCCCAGUUUGCAUGCAGGAAGGAAGGCCUUGGCUGCCGCAGUGAGAUGUGGUGGGUGCGGGGACCUACGGAUUUCCUCGGGCCAAGGCCAAAGCCAGCAUGAACUUAACCCAUGGGUAAGCAAACUAAGGCCUGGGGGUUGGAUCCGGCCCAAUCGCCUUCUCAAUCCGGCCCGCGGACGGUUCGGGAAUCAGCAUGUUUUUACAUGCGUAUAAUGUGUCCUUUUAUUUAAAAUGCAUCUCUGGGUUAUUUGUGGGGCACAGGAAUUUAUUCAAUUUCCCCCCAAAAUAUAGUCCGGCCCCCCACAAGGUCUGAGGGACAGUGGACCGGCCCCCUCCUGAAAAAGAUUUCUUAACCCAAAAGGACCAGCUUUACAUGCGAAAAGUCCCAGGCGGGAGGGUGGAAAGCCCUCUUCCAUGACCAUAGAGUUGCCGCCUGUCAGGGUAGACAGUCCAUUCAGGGCGCUCUGACUUUGUGCAAGGCAGCUCCGCGCAUCUUCCUUCUGCCAGGAGGGAGAGGGAAGGCACUGGGCCUCCUCUUGCAAACCCGCCAAAGGGGUCUCUGCCCUCGCUGUGCCCCGUUCCGCUCUGGCGUUUGCCUCUGCCCCCCUCCCCUCAGCUCCUGGCAGCAACCCUGGGCGGAGCCAGCUGUCGCUCUUCUUUCGAGAGCCGUGGAAACCUGGCAGGGGGCAGGGAUGCCCCUUCCUCUCAUAGACUCUGAUGUUCCUGCAGCGAGAUAACACAGAGGAUAAGAACUGGGCCCUGAAAGAGCAGCUGAAAUCUUGGCAGCGCCUCCGCCACGACCUGGAACGAGCGCGCUUGCUGGUGGAGUUAAUACGCAAGCGGGAGAAGCUCAAGAGAGAGACGGUAACCGCGGCGGGAAAGGGAGAUCGGGGCGUCCUCUCCUGGGGAGGGGAGGGAGGGAGGGAGGGAGGGAGACACGCUUAAGGGAAGCGCUCGACCUGUGCAGCAUAGCCAAGUGGCAUGAUAAGAGGGGAGCACUGGGCUUUCCUAGGAGAGUUACGGGAUGAGGUGGUAAAACCUUUCCAGAAGGGGUUGUCUGAGGGGUGUUUGGGGAGGUGUCAAGCUUCUCCAGAUAAUAGUAAUAAUAAUUUUAUUAUUUAUAUGCCGCUCAUCUUUCUGGGUUGCUCCAGGCACUCUGGGCAGCUCCCAACGAAAUAUUAAAAAGGCAACGAAACAUCAGCCGUUAAAAACUUCCCUGUGCAGAUGUGACUUGUUGGCUCUAGUGUGAAUUCUGCUCCCCUCUGGUUCGCACUUAGUUCCCGUUGUCCCCAGAGCUCGCUCCCAGGCCGUGUUCCGACACGGCAGGAGCAAAGCAGCACCAGGAUUGCCCAUGAUGCACCCCUGCAUUCCCCGGGAGGAGUAGGGGAGGUAAGGGUGUAUUACAGCAGCAUAUUAGGGGCUUCCACAAGAUCCAUAAUGGCAGGCCACCUGCCCCAAGGACGGCUCGGUCGCCCCGUAAGUGAAAUUCUCUUACAGCGCAGAGUUUCAGGGGGACUCCCAACUUCCGGCAAGCCCCAACCAGCACAGCCAGUGGUCAGGGACUUGGUGGGGUGGGUGGGGAGUUGUAGCGCCUGGAGGGUCACCGGUUGCCCCUCCCCCCAGCCCCUCUGCCCUGGUGCUUUCUAACCCCAUGCUACUUCAGAGGUCCCCGGCUGAGGCGCAGCGGACUGUCCUAGGGACCCGGGAGCUCAAUGGCUCCCCCCACUCUGUGUUUCAGAUCAAAAUGCAGCAGGUGGCCCUCGAGAUGCAGCUGACGCCUUUCCUCAUCCUCCUGCGCCGGACGCUGGAGCAGCUCCAGGAGAAGGACACGGGCAACAUCUUCAGCCAGCCGGUCCCGCUGUCUGAGGUAACAGAACUCUACGAAGUAAGAACCCCUCCACCCCCAAUUUAUACUUUGCUCUGUUCCCAUCCAGCCCUGGCGCUGGGCCUGUCCUGUCCUGUGCCCCCAACAACCCCGACCCUUCCUUCGCACGCCCACAGGGUUGGGCCGUUGUGUGUGCGAAAGGCACCAGAGGCCCCGCUGGCUGGGCAAGUAGCUCGAAUGUACUAUGGUCCAAAGCUUCCUGACAAAGCUUCCAGGCCUAGCGUCAGUAGAUGGCCUCCUUGCACCUCCGUGCUCUGGGACGGCCCGCUGCUGACACCUGCCCUGGGCCCUCUUUUUAAAAACAAAACAAAACCACCCAUGCCCACUCCAGUUGGCCGCCAUCUUUGUUUUUGGUAACGAAUGAGAAGGUAAAUUCUAACGCCACCGUGAGGGGGGUGGGUUGCGGUCACUGUCACCACCAAAAAUUGCUUCGGGAAUUGUCCGUUUUGCAGGGUGAGGAGAGGAGGGAGGCCAAUGUGUUGAGUCAUGAAGGUCACCAAGAUAAAAGCCCCGAGGGUUUCCCGUGAAGGUGCAGGGAGGGGGUUACAGGUUGGCAAUUUGACAAGGGCCGUCUAAACUCAAGCUGGACUGGUCUAUUCCUUUUGAUUUUGUAUGGGGUUAUGAGAAGAGGAUCUGCUUGCCCUACAGGCUGGUCACCACCAGGGGAAAUAAUGACACCAUUGCCCAGCCAGACCGCUUUUAGAGCUUCUGCACACACUCAAACUGGAGAUAGAGGUUCGCAAAGUCCUCGUUCUGGUCAUGCGGAAGGCAGUGAACGAGUUCAAGUCUCACUGUUGCUUGUUUACGUAGGACCAAGUCAUGGUUUAGCGUUACAUUCCCAACGUGGCCGGUCCUUCACACUCUUCCUCUGAAAGCCGUGCUGCUAUUUAAGGUCAAUGCAUCAUUCGUAUUAAGGAACUAAGAAGAUCGGAGUACACAUCUUUGUUGUUUUUAAUUUCAAUAAAUACAGAAAGUAGAAAAGCUACGAAGAAGCAAAACUCAGCCUUCAAGGGAUACCUUGUCUUCAUCAGAAAGAGGAAACACUUCAGUCCAGAUUUAGAUUCUGCUUCUAGGUUGGGCAGUUGGGAAGGCAAAAAUACACAAAAUCAGCACCACUCCAUCAAAGUGAAUUGUCUACUCUAAAGCCAAAGUGGUUUUUUGUUGUUGUCGUUUUUAAAGGUUCAUUUUACAUUUCCCUUCUGACUGUUGAUGAAAAACAAAUUGUUUGAAUAGAUCACUGCAGGCCGGGGCAAAUAGCUUACUGAAAAUGUCUGGUUAUCAGCCCCCUUUUUUUGCGGACGCUCUCUUAUUUUAUUUUUUUGCUGACCCACUUCUUAGCAGUACAAACUUACCAUCAGACCAGGCUUGCUCUAUUCCGUCCAGUACAGCAUAACUAUAUAAAAAACCCUGUUUUUCUGUCGCACAGCUUUGUUAAAUAUGGGAGGAGAAUGCAGGAACUGUCUUUGGCUAGGAAGAGAAAGAGGUUUGUCCCCAGCCUUUAGUCAGGGUGGUGCCGGGCCUGGCAAGAGGGGUUUUGGAGAACCUCCUGUGACGCAGAGAGAGUUGUGUGUUGAGAUUGAGGCCUAUUGAGAAAGGAAAUUGAGAGGUAAUAGGUGGGGUAGCCAGGUAUGGCGAGGAAGACUGCAGGCAGACACUUUUAGGGGACUUGCAGCACAUGCAGAGGAGCAGAAGUUGGGAGCAAGGUCCCAAACCUCUUCACGAGCAGCCUGCCAGCUUUGCUUUUGCUUCCCCUUGCAAGCCACCCGCCUUUCUGAAUGUUCGCUCUUCUUUUUUCGGAAGGUGGGGGUGGGAGAAGGCCGUUCACGGGGCCUUGGGGGAGGGUGCCCGACUUUGUGUGCCCGCGCUGAACGGCAGUGCCCCUUUCUCAGUGGGGAAAUUGCUCCAGAUUGGGCGAGAGGCUUUCGGGACUGCUUCUAACUUUUGUUUCGUCUUCUCUUGGAGCAGGGAUUCCCCACCCCGGGGCGGCGAUCUCCCCAAUCUCUGAGCCGUGCCGCUCUCUCUCUCUCUCUGCCCGCUGCAGGUCCCCGACUACCUGGACCACAUCAAGAAGCCGAUGGACUUCUACACCAUGAAGCAGAAGCUGGAGGGCUAUCGCUACCUGAACCUAGACGAGUUCGAAGAGGACUUCAACCUGAUCGUCAGCAACUGCUUGAAGUACAACGCCAAAGACACCAUCUUCUACCGGGCAGCCGUCCGCUUGCGGGAGCAAGGGGACGUCGUGCUGCGGCAGGCGCGCCGGCAAGCGGAGAAGAUGGGCAUCGACUUCGAGACGGGCAUGCACUUCCCCAUGGCCGCGGACGAGGCGCCUCUGCGAAGCACCGAGAACGGUCAGUAUAAGAAACGUCCUCGGCUAAUGCCCAGAGAUUAGGAUGGUGGCUGCCCGGGUAGGGGCAGGAGUGCCAGAGCUGAAAGCUGCCCCAGGUUGCCUGGGCAGCAGCUGGCAUUCACUCGGGUUGGAUCCACUGGGAAGAAAGGGGUGUCUGAAGAGAAAGCCCCUGCCUUCUCUCCCCAGCGAGAUUGCAUCCGUUGCCGAGAUGCCUUUAUCGCAAAGCACAAAAAGGGUUUUGUGGGAGGGCUGGAGCUUCUGGCAGUGUUGGCUGCCUGCCCUAAGGGCACGUAGAGGGAGGGACCCGGCUGGCACCAUCUGAGCUGCUGCGAUUUUAGAAAGAGGCAGGCCUCCUAGGGAGGAAGUGUGGCGAAAGGAGGGGCUGGGCAAGGAGAGCCUCACGAAGGAAGAUGGAGUGGUCCGAAUGCGAGAGGAGGAGGUCACGGGGGUGAAUUUGGAAAAGAGGAAGGCUAACCAAAGGAGACUUUUCCAGAGCUGCAGGGGCUAAGAAAGUGGGAGCUUGGGCCCAAACUUCCCCAUUACAGCAGCCCACCAGCUUUCAAAAAUUGCAGUUUGGUAUAUUGACAAGUUGCCAGAGGUGGCUUGCAGAAUUUCAACUACUAGAAUCCCUCUUGGCAACUUUCCCCUUCCUCUCCCGUGCAGGAAAAGUCCCAAGACAAGAGGUUGCCUAGUGGCAUUUGGCUCACUUCUUUCUUCCUUUUACGGGGCACAAGCAUUAAACAAUGCUCCAAUGUGUAUCUAGGCCAACAAAUAAGAAGGUGGGGGUGAGGGGUGGGAUUCAUUUUCCUCCAGGAAGGAAAACGUCAUGAUGUGCUUUCUUUAAACAAACCAUCCUCCGGCGGUCUCUCCUCUCUCCCAUCUAUCCUCUCACCCAGCAACUUAGAAUUACCCUGAGCCUCUACGGUUGUUUGUUUGCUACCUUGGCUUUUAGCCAAAAGGACCCUAUGUUGCCUUGAAUCCUUUUACCACUGAGCCCUUUGUAUUAUGGGUUAGACUCAAGAAACUGCCCUCCUCUUUGCUUUAUGACGAAGAGGAUGCAAAGAUGAUGAUGAUAAUGAUGAUAAUAAUAAUAAUAAUUUAUUUAUACCCCACCCAUCCAGCUAGGUUUCCCCAGCCACUCUGGGUGACUCCCAACAGAUUAAAAACAGAAUAAAACAUCAAACAUUAAAAACUUCCCUAAACAGGGCUGCCUUCAGAUGUCUUCUAAAAGUCAGAUAGUUGUUUAUCUCCUUGACACCUGAGGGCUUCUUUAAGAGCUGCUGGUACUGGUCUUGUCCUUCGGUCUUUAACACCCCUGUCUGAAAGAUCUCUUUGGUCUGCCCCCUAAAGGAAGUAUGCAGACGACCGUGUUUUUCAUAAAUAUCUUCAUUGUUUGUUUGUUUUUAAAUUGCAAUAUUUAAUUUAUUCAUUUUUUCAAGAAUUACGGACCAGUCUGUUUCCAGUCCAUAUCAGUCCCAGCCUUUCAUAACACCCUGGAUGUUGUUGGACUACAACUCCCCUCAUCCCUGGCCAUUGGCCAUGCAUGCUGGGACUGUUGGGACUUGGAGCCCAAAACAUCUGAAAAGCACCGGGCUGAGUAAGGCUGGUUUGCAUGUGUUCAGCAAUAAAUUCCUUCCUUCCUAUCUCCAUACAGAUCUGCAUUUAAAAAAAAAAAAUCCAUAUCAACACGUGUACUCCAGAUGUAGCUUUGAAUGCAUUUUCUCACAAAUACACUAUUCUAAACAUAUUUUGUCUCAAAGGGACAUAUUUCUACAUUUAUUUUAUUCUUUUUUAAAAAAGCACUUUUAUCUGUAUCUUGGUACUUGGUACACAGUCGAGAACUGUGCUGCAAAAUUCAGAAAAGUGCAAAAUCUGAAGGAUCUAGUCAGAUCUGCACAUCGGAGAGGUUAACCACCAAAGUCUGGUAUAUCUGUUUGUUAGAACUUCAUAUGUUCCUCGCAUUUCCACAUCAUUGAAACUAUUGGUGAGGCUUUCACCAUGCCUUAAGAUAUUGGCAGCCAAAAGCCAGAUAAGAAUUAUGUAUUGGGCAGUGGUGGGUAGCUACAGUCCACGGCGGCCAUCCUUAUAGCUAGGCUGUUAACAGUUGGACUCGCUCAUGCCAGAGCGCCCCAGACACAGAUGGUCCAACAAGCUACUUUUCCAUGUGCUUGGCUGCUGGAGAGGAGGAAGAAACCGAACACCUCUUAAGAUUUAUAAUCAGAAAUCCGGAACCUAACAAACUUUCAACGAAAGGAAGCGGGGAUAGAAGCUACUUGAAUUCCCAGGGAUGUAAAAUGCACCUAAAACUGCAUGCAUAUGGAAUUGUGGAAGGCAACCGCCCCCAUCCUGAUGCUUUCCUGCUCUCCGUUUUGCCCACUUUUAGGGACUGAGAUGUUGCGAAACAAUGUCAGGCCUGGGGAACCUGUGGUCCUCCGGCUGUUGUCCCAUCCCAAUUCCCAAUAUCCCUGGCUGAUGGGAGUUGUAGUCCCGUAAUGCCCAGAGAGCUACAGGUUCCCCCAUCCCUGCCUCCUUUCUUUGCCUCCCGGGUUCCGGUCUCUCCUUGGUCGGUCCAUCGGCGGAAGCCUCCUCCUUAUACUGGGCUUUGUUUCCUUGUUGGCGCAGACGAGGAGCGGAUGCUGCUGUCUGAGAACCAGAAGCACCUGCCCCUGGAAGACCAGCUGGGCCUGCUGGUGGAACGCCUGGCCGAGGUGAGCGCCGGGAAGCAGAGCGUGGGCCGCUGCCGGCGGGCCAAGAUGAUCAAGAAGGAGAUUACGGCCUUGCGGCGCAAACUGGCGCACCAGCGGGAGUCGGGGAGGGAUGGGCACGGCCCCCUGACCCGCAUCAUCCUGCCGGCCCAUAACCCCUGCGAGAAGGACACGCAAACCGACAGUGCCGCCGAGGAGAGCAGCAGCCAGGAGACCGGCAAAGGUGGGUGGCGGGGCCUGGGACCGCAUGGAGCAGCCAGGUCCCAGCCAGGCAGGGGUUGCUUGUACCACAAUCAGAGUCCUCCACGAGUGGGAGGGGCUUGGCCAGGGGAGCAGUGCAGCACCUCCUCCUCGGGAGGAUUCCCAGAAAAUAUUGCACUUCAGUUGAUGAUCUCUCGGGUCUGUGGAAAGGGGCACAGCAAGCAGACCCGGGCUGAGGUUCAAGGUGUAACACCCAGGGCUGGGUGAUACCUGGUUUUCAACAUCAUGAUAUUGGGCUUGCCACUUGGAAGGUUGGCGGUUUGAAUCCCCGCAGCGGGCUGAGCUCCCAUUGCUCUGUCCCAGCUCCUGCCAACCCAGCAGUUCGAAAGCACACCAGUGCAAGUAGAUAAAUAAGUACCACUGCAGCGGGAAGGUAAACGGCGUUUCCGUGCGUUCUGGUUUCCAUCACGGUGUUCCAUUGCGCUGGAAGUGGUUUAGUCCUGCUGGCCACAUGACCAAGAAAGCUGUCUGUGGACAGACGCCGGCUCCCUUGGCCUGAAAAGCGAGAUGAGCGCUGCAACCCCACAGUCGCCUUUGACUGGACUUAACUGUCCAGGGGUCCUUUACCUUUACCUUUAUUGUGAUAUAUCACCAGCUAAACAUUGUGCUAUACUGAUAUAUCACAACAUCUGCAAUAAGGAUGGAGCCAUGUAGAGGCAUUGGCUGGCUUUGCGGUUUUUCCCACAUUGUGAUUUUUGCAUAGCACACACACACACCAUGGUUCAUGAUUUAUUGCCAGGUCAAAUAACUAUUAAACCGAGAUCACAGUAUGGUCUUCGAACCAGUUUUGGAAGUUAUAUCGCCCAGCCCUAACAGACAUCACGAUUCACGGUAUAUUGCCUGGUCAAAGAUUAUGAAACCGAUAUAACGAUAGGGUUUUCAAACCGGCUUUGGAUGAUAUAUCAACAUAUCACCCAGCCUAGUAACGUCUUCCUUGGCAUCAGCCCUAAUAGAUUCCCAGUGUUUACCCAGCGGCUCAUAGAGUGGGAUCUGCCACUUCCUAUUAGCGUUAUCCCCUACUCUCCAACUCCUGAGUGAAUGAAUUUUAUUAUUUCGGUCACAGACCAGUUCCAGCCCACAUACAAUAUCAAGGAAGUCAUAAAACACGAUAGGGAUGUAUUUGAAUUUGCAAUUAGGUAUAACAUGGACAAUACAGAUAUAGCAACAGUUAAAAAAUAUAUAAAUUAAAACUUAGUCACUAACAUAUAACCUAAAAUUAUCAUUUAAGGCCUUAAUCAUGAUAGCACAGCUUGUUCCCUAAGUUUUAUGGCAAUAGCACAGAAUUUGGCCACCCUUAACGUGAUCUCAGGAUCCUUGUCCUAUACCAGGGAUUUUAGACAUUGAUGUUUGGAUUCAGAACUCCUGAGAUCUGUUCAGCGGCUGCUGUGGGUGACUCCCAUCACAGGAGAGGGGGCCGCUCAGCGUAUAGGGGGAACAAUCCCUUCGAAUGAACCCGUUCAGCUUCCAAGGAUGGGCGGUGGGGAUACUGAAGGGAAGUGCUCAUGUUCAUCCUCUGUGCAAUGUCACUGCUUGCCCUUCCAGGCCUUGGCCCCAACUCAUCCUCCACGCCUGCGCACGAAGUCGGCAGGAGAACGUCGGUGCUUUUCUCCAAGAAGAACCCCAAAACGGCCGGGCCCCCCAAGCGUCCGGGGCGCCCGCCCAAGAACCGCGACAGCCAGCUGGCUCCGGGUCACGGGAACAGCCCCGUGGGACCCCCUCAGCUGCCAAUCAUGGUGUCCCGGCGGCCGCGCAAGAGGAGCCCGCGGCCCAGCUCCACCUCAGACAGCGACAGUGACAAAUCGGCAGAUGAAGCUCCAAUUGGUGAGUGAGGAAGGGGGCCAAGCUGAGAUAGUGUGUGGUGUUGGGAUGCAUCCGGGGAGACGGGGGCAUUUGGCAGGCCCCCAGCUGGCUCCAGCCACCGGCCGGCAGCCGGUCGAACUCCGGUUUCCCUUGGAACAGCAUCAAACAGCGACACAAGCUUCAGAAACCUUUAGAGACUUGAGCACGCUCUAAUCAGCAGAGUAAAUAACUCUUCACAAUGGAAAUGGCGGACAGAAGCAUAUGUAAGCAUAUUUACAAGCGUUUAUUCAGCAUUAGAACAGGACAAAGAAAACAUGUCUGCUCUCUUUCGUGUCCAAGCAAAAAGCAGCACAGGCAAAAGCUAUAUACAACAGAAGUUCCCAGCAGACUGUGCUGGAAGUAAACAGACAUGUGACAUACAACAACUCCACAUGCCUGUUCUAAAGGUGGAACUAUAUCCUAACACAUGGACGGUCUUCUUUCCACAACAAGUCCCCUGUUACGAGUGUAGAUACUUAGAUUGGAAGGGAGGUGGGAUUUGCUGCAAACUCGGCAUAUGUGCAAAUAACGCAAGCCAUUUUUGUUAGAUUGUGCCCAGCAGGUUUAGUUCAGUGCCACAUAAAGUGGCAACAGUUUAACACGAGAGCAUUGCCUGUGUCAGGUUAAGCAUCUUGUCCCGGUUAACAAAUUGGUAAAAGUAACGUCAACAGUGAAAAGAAAGGGGCUGGGUCUUCUGGGAAGCCAAUGGGGCACAGAGGCUGAAAGUACAUUGCUGGGAAGGGCACAGAAAGAUGUAAAAAGCAUGAGGGGGGAGGAACAGGGGAGGGGACAGAAUAGAUAGAAAGAAAAGCUUGUAAUGCAGUGUUUCCAAACUUAGGUCUCCAGCUGUUUUCGGACUACAGUUCCCAUCAUCCCUGACCAAUGAUCUUGCUAUGUAGGGAUGAUGGGAGUUGUAGUCCAAAACCAGCUGGAGACCCAAGUUUGGGAAACACUGUUGUAAUGGAUCCAUCUGUGCUUGAAUCCAGCUUUCACAAUUUGUAGUGUAACGGUUGGCCCGGUAGAAAGCCAUUGCAUUUGUCAACUGGAGAAUUCAGCUAUAGGUAUUAUAUCGGAGCCUGUUGUGAUUUGCCCUCCCCUCGCCACCCUCUGCAGACCUGCCAGCCAACGGCUUCAGCAGCGGCAAUCAGCCGGUCAAGAAGAGCUUCCUAGUUUAUCGCAACGACUACAACCUUCCACGCAGCAGCUCUGAAUCUGAGUCCAGCAGCACAACCAGCAGCAGCGCCGCCUCGGACCGUACCAGGUACCAGGAGAUCCUUCCCAUUGUAUUGAGCGGUGAAGCCGGGCCUCUUUUCCCCCCUUAGCCUAGGUGCACAGUGCAGAAUAAUGGAUAGUCCCAGGUCAGGCAAUUUCCCAGGUGGCAAGUGUGAACUCUGUAAACUGCCCUUCCAGUUUUGAAGGGAAUCUUGUCAGACACACGCACCGCCCUGCCACAAGGUCUUAGCACAACCACUUGCCGGGUAUACAUUGAUAUGUUCCGGAUAAUGGUGGGCCAAAAGCAGAACUGUGCCACAAGGAAAUGACUGAUUUUGCAAAAGUAGUGGCUUUGACAAGGUGCUAGGCACUGUAUCGUGAGUCAUGGCCAUGCAUCAGGCACUGUUCCAGAUGAAGCAGUGUACACAACACGCCUUUCAGUGCUGCUUGCAUUGUAUGCCUCUAUAAAAAGAAAUUUACACACAUUUCUUUCUUUUUUUAAUGAUAUUUAUUAAAAUUUCAAAGAAUACAAGAAUUACACAAAAACAAAAAGUAAAAAUACAAAAAAAUACAAAAUACAGAAAAAAGAAUACAUGAAAAAUAAAAAGGAACAUACAAAAUAAAAACAAUUAAAAACACAUUAAUUUUCCCUAGCAUAUCCUCCUUACACUUAUAUCCCCGGACCUCCUCGUACCUCCCUUUUUUGUAUUCCAGUUCAGUUUGCUAGUUCAGCAAAUCCUUACCAUUAAGAUUUUACCCAUUUGUGAACCUUUUUUUUUCAUAUCUCUUAAAGCAUUACAGCUGGAAACCACUUAGUUUCUGUCCAACAUCCUUCUAAAAUUCAUUAAUUUUACAAUAUUUCUGUAGAUAGUCUUUAAAUUUCUUCCAGUCCUCUUUCACCGACUCUUCUCCCUGGUCUCGGAUUCUGCCAGUCAUUUCUGCCAAUUCCAUAUAGUCAAUCACCUUCAUCUGCCAUUCUUCCAGAGUGGGUAGAUCUUGUGUCUUCCAAUACUUUGCAAUGAGUAUUCUUGCUGCUGUUGUAGCAUAGAAAUUUACACACAUUUCAAGGCUAUGAGUGACUAGUAGUCAAAUUACCUGCAUGCUGUUUCCAGUAUCAGGUUGGCCGCGGCAAGAAACAGGAUGUGGGAUUAGGUAGGCCUGUGGUCUGCUCCACGAGGGCUUCUCUGAUGUAUGCCACAAUGAGAGCCUGGGGACAUUUUCCUCACUUGCCAUGCUUGCCCAAACUUCUAGUGGUGAGAUCAAUCCUGGCAUCGAAUGCAGGAAGUUCCUGCAGUACAUCCUUCUUGGACUUCCCAGGGAACGGGUCUCAUUCCUUUCCCUCUUCUGUGUUUAAUGCGGAGGUACGAUGCGAUACGAUGUGAUAAUCUUUAUUGUCAUUGUCCCAUACAGAACAACGAAACUGAAAAAUUUACAUAAGACAUUCAAAACCCAACAUGCCUGCUAUCCCAGCUAUCUCAACCCCUAAAAACUCUGAUACCCCAUUUUUAAAUACAGUAUACUCCCAUACAGACUCCUUACAAUGCGUUUAAAACCAAAAUCGCAUUUGGGUAGAAACUGUUUCUCUUUUUAAAAAUAAUAAUAAUAAUAAUAUUUAUUUGGGUAGAAACUGUUUCUCAGGCAGCUAGUCCUAGUCUUUAUAACCCUGUACCCUGUAGCAAUCUCCCAGGCUUCUGCGGAACGUGGAAAGUUAACACUACUUUUGCUUCCUCCCAUUUAGCACAACUCCUUCCAAACAAGGCAGAGGGAAGCCCUCUUUUUCCCGCGUGAAUUUCCCGGAGGACAGCAGCGAAGACACGUCGGGAACAGAAAACGAGUCCUACUCGGUGGGAACCGGCCGAGGGGUGGGCCAUGGCAGUGAGUAUUUGGGGCAGCGUUUCCUCUGCUUUCCUCUCUGGAGAUGGGGCUGGUGAGGAGGACGGCAUUUACACCCUUUCCCCUCUCGUUCUGUCUUUGUGCAGUGGUGCGGAAGAGCAUCAGCCGAUCGGCCGGCUGGCUGUCUGAAGACGAGGACUCCCCUCUGGACGCCCUGGACCUGGUGUGGGCCAAGUGCAGGGGUUACCCCUCUUAUCCGGCACUGGUGGGUUUGAUGAGCACGCCUACAUAUGCACUGAGGAGGGUUAAGGAGGGUUAGGCCACUGGAAACCUUGGUAGGGGUGAUGCACCCUUUGAAACAAUAGUAGAAAAUGAGGUUAUGAACCAAGUGAAAGUUCAAGGACAGUUCUUGCGAGAUAGGAAGGUUUAUGCAGAAUAGAAAAUGCUACUUAGUGUAGAAACCAACAGAAACACAGUAUUCAGUUGUUGCUUUUUAAUGAACUUUUCUAAUUCUUGCGGAGAAAAAAGAGGGUAAUUUUGUGUGUGUAAGAGAGAGAGAGAAAACUCUGACUCGCAUCAGCCCCAGCCGACAUGGCCAAUAGUCAAGGGCGAUGGGAGUUGUAGUCCAGCAACAUCUGGAUGAGCAAAGGUCCCCAGCUUCUGCCUUACUACCUUGUCAGUGCUUUUUUUGUUGAAAAUUGAACUCAGGAUUUCAGCCUCCACAUCCUUAAACCCUAAGUUGUGCAACCAUACAACCAGUCUGUUAGCAACGAUAUAGAUGGACUACUUGCCUAAUCAGUACCUUUUAGCAUAAGCCUGGUGUUAAUGGAAACGUUAAAUGGUUGUUGCAUUAAGUAAUUUAUUCUAAACGCAACAUUUAAGUUUUAAGAUUGCGCACUUCUCUAAUGUCUCAUCACGUUACUGUGCACGACACAGCCUUUGAAAUGCUUCUUCAACACCCAUGAAGGACAGAAACCUGUUUUAAGGGGAGAAGGGGCAGGAAGAAUCGCAGACAGCAAAGGUUUGGGGGAGAAUCCCAAUUAUGUGACUGCCAGCAGCAUACGUGUGCAGUUGCGAGCGGUAAACAACUCAGGCUGUUUAACGUGUAAAGGCCAUAUUGGUCCUUAAAGCCUCAAUGCUGAGGUGCCCAAUCUGUUUACUUGUCACAUUUCCAUCUCCUCUAAGCAGCUCAGGGCAGUCAAUUUGCAUGCUGUGUGCGUUAAGCUGAAAUAUACAGAUUUGCACAAGGCCAGCUGGUGAGUUUCAGCUAAACUGUGGCUUGAACAUGGGAGUUUCCCCAUUCCAGCACUCUACAUAUGAGUGCAGCCUUUCCUUGUCUGGUGUGUGUGUGUGUGUUUUCACGCUCAACGAUUUCUCCAUUGCAACGUCUGUAGUUGCCCUUCUCUGACGUCCAAUCUUCCCCUGUUGGCAGAUCAUUGACCCCAAGAUGCCACGGGAAGGGAUUUUCCACCAUGGCGUCCCCAUCCCCGUACCCCCCUUGGAGGUGCUGAAGCUGGGAGAGCAGAUGACUCAGGAAGCCCGGGAGCAUCUCUACCUAGUCCUCUUCUUCGACAACAAGCGUACCUGGUAAGGACCUACGACGGAAGUUGGCAGAGAUGGGGGGCUGCCAUGUCUGGACCGAAACCUGGUGGAUAAAGUUGGGGGUGGAGAUGCCCCAUACCCAGAAAGGAUGAGGGGGGCGAGACUUGGGAGAACGCGGAAGCCCUCUCCCUUCACGGGAGGCAAGCACUCCUAGUGAGUUUGGGUCGCUCUGUUUCCUUUGCAGGCAAUGGUUGCCCCGCACCAAACUCGUGCCCCUGGGUGUGAACCAGGACCUGGACAAGGAGAAGAUGCUGGAGGGGCGCAAGUCCAACAUCCGCAAGUCUGUCCAGAUCGCCUACCACCGGGCUAUGCAGCACCGCAACAAGGUGCAAGGGGAGCAGAGCAGCGACUCCAGCGAGAGCGACUGACCCUCACCGGGGCUCCCGCCAAAGCUGCUCGAUCGGUGCAGCUGGACUGUACGGGAGAGGGGAGCGGGGAGCUCCAGCCUCGAGAAGCCCGGGCCCUUGGUGGCCAGGCUGCGGGAGCUUGCGUCGAGCACCCAACGGCCCCUCCAGUGUGCUGAGCACACCCCCAGAGCACUGUGCCCUCCGUGUGGGCAAGCCUACCUCUUGUGCCAGCCUGCCGUUCCUUCUUCCAUGCCUGGAAUUGCCCUGACCAGCUGCGUGAGCGACAGCCAGCUGCCUGCACAGCUCCCAAGGACAAUACCCCACUGUCUGGGUCCUGAGGUCCCCUGGGCCUUUGUAAAAUACUGUACAAUAGUGGGAGAAUGUAAAUUAUUUGGGCUGCUCCAUAAACACUCACCAACACACAGACCCCGGCCCCUCCUUUCCCUGCAUCAUAGUACCUGCCCUGAUCCAUUAUCCUUUCCUCGGCCCAGUCCUACCGACACUCUGCAGAGCAGGGCCGCUGUCUUCUCACUCGCACAUUUUGAUACUAUAGCUUUUUGGAACCUGGCUCUGCCUGAUCCCACCCCCCCUUGCCCUGUAGGCCCCCGGCUCUUCUUUCUGCUGCAGCCGGGUGGGCAUUUGUACUUGUAUUUAUUUUGGAGGAAGAAGAUCUCUAUCAAUUCUUAGAAAAUAAAAUGGCUCUUUUGGAACC
Messenger RNA from Podarcis lilfordi (Lilford's wall lizard), 40824 nucleotides. The record is from the annotation of a GenBank genome assembly. Lineage: Eukaryota; Metazoa; Chordata; Lepidosauria; Squamata; Lacertidae.